CUGUGGCUCUGCAGUGUGUGAGGUGGAGGAUGAGGGGACAUGUAGGGCAGUAAGCUCCUCAUUCACGCCUCUUUUCCCCUCGUUAUAAAACACUCAGAUUAACAGAUGACAGUUAUACAGCAAGUUUCUGCUGACAGAAUGAAGAUCAUCAUGUUUUUCCCAAUUCUGCUUCUGGUCUGCUCUGUUUCAGCAGAUCAGACUGAGACUGCAGUCCAACAAUCCAAUACACAGGACAUCCAUGCUGUGCUGAGAGAGCUGACCACCUCAUUGGCUGUGCAGAAUGAGCGGAUCACUGUCCUACAGAGAGAGAAUCAAGAACAAGAAGCAAAGUUGGAGACCCAGAAAACUGAACUACAGAGUCAGAAGACCGAGAUCGACCAGCUGAAGGAGCAGCUGCAAGUCAAACAGGUGGCUUUCUCAGCCUCUCUGCUGGAUCACGGUAAUGGACAUACUGGACCCUUUAACACUCAGAUUACUCUGAUCUUCAAACAUGUUGUCACAAACAUUGGAAAUGCCUACAACCCACAAACAGGUAUUUUCACUGCACCAGUGAGAGGAGUCUACCACUUUGACUGGAGUUUAUAUGAACAUGGAAACAUUGCUGCAGGUGUUGUGUUGUUCAGGAAUGGAGAGAACAUUUUUAUUGUAUAUGAACAUCAACCAACUGGUGGUGUGACCGCCUCUAAUGCAGCCUCACUGCUUCUAGAGGUUGGAGAUCAGGUGUCUGUGCGUCUCUGGGCUAAUUCAAGGGUAUAUGACAGUGAAAACCAUCAUACAACCUUCAGUGGUCAUCUGAUUUUCACCAUGUGAGAGGUGUGACAGCUCCAACACUUCCUGUUUGGACUGUCCUGUGUGGGUGGAGCUUGGACAUUUUUAGUAGUAAAACAGGAAGUAAAUCACCUGCUGGAAUCAGUUUCUUGCUCUCUCUCUCUUUCUGGUUGGUUCUAGUUUUGUGUUUAUUUGUUUCUACUUCUCCUCUGAUUCUACUGACUCAGAUAAUUUACUUCCUCUUCUUAUCUUUGAUUCAAAUAAAUCCAUUUAAAUGCUCAGUGA
Oreochromis aureus is the source of this 1053-nucleotide messenger RNA. RefSeq names its product complement C1q tumor necrosis factor-related protein 3-like. The transcript is spliced from 4 exons. Bases 106 to 810 code for a protein of 234 amino acids. The record is from RefSeq and is a predicted model, not a curated record. Lineage: Eukaryota; Metazoa; Chordata; Actinopteri; Cichliformes; Cichlidae. Gene Ontology annotation, molecular function: protein binding.